GCGCAAGCUGAACCUAGUUCUUAAACGUCAAACCACCAAACUUCAUUUGGUAAUUGUCAUAUGAUUGAUGAAAGCUGUCAAAGUCAUUCUGUCAAAAAUUCCUUUUUAGAGUGUCCCAUACACUUUUUAGCACGUGUAAGGCAAACUAAGGCACGCACGAUGGUAGCCCAAAAGAAACAGAAAAAGGCGAUCGAAAGUAUCAACAGCCGUUUGGCUUUGGUUAUGAAAUCGGGAAAAUACUGUUUAGGAUAUAAACAAACCCUGAAGACUCUUAGACAAGGUAAAGCCAAAUUGAUCAUCAUUUCCAACAACACGCCAUCGUUAAGGAAGUCAGAAAUUGAAUACUACGCGAUGUUGGCUAAAACUGGCGUCCACCACUACACUGGAAACAAUGUAGAAUUAGGUACCGCCUGCGGUAAAUACUUUAGGGUGUGCGCCAUGUCCAUCACCGAUCCUGGUGACUCUGACAUCAUUAAGUCCAUGCCCGCUGGUGAUGGUGCUGCACAAUAGUUUUA
This is a messenger RNA of Ceutorhynchus assimilis (cabbage seed weevil), 515 nucleotides long. The record is from the annotation of a GenBank genome assembly. NCBI's taxonomy places the organism in Eukaryota, Metazoa, Arthropoda, Insecta, Coleoptera, Curculionidae.